Puntigrus tetrazona (Sumatra barb) is the source of this 1152-nucleotide messenger RNA. Its product is annotated as BOLA class I histocompatibility antigen, alpha chain BL3-7-like. Gene Ontology annotation, cellular component: external side of plasma membrane. Lineage: Eukaryota; Metazoa; Chordata; Actinopteri; Cypriniformes; Cyprinidae. The record is from RefSeq and is a predicted model, not a curated record. Gene Ontology annotation, biological process: immune response.
CUGUUCACAGGUGACCAACAGAAACAUCUGGACGAAAUAUCUCACAAGAGAGUCCUCCGGGACGAUUCUCUUUCUUAAAAGAGGUGUUUCAGAGCUAAAAGCAGUCAUGCGGUCUCCACUGCUCCUGCUUUUCGGAGUUUAUUAUGUGUAUGCUGGUACACACUCUCUAAAAUACUUCUACACUGCUGUGUCUGGAGACAUUGACUUCCCAGAGUUCAUUAUUGUUGGUCUGGUUGAUGAUCAGCAGUUCAUGUACUUUGACAGCAACAUAAAGAAAACUGUCCCAAAGACAGACUGGAUCAGUGACAAUGAAGGUAAAUAUUAUUGGGAUACAGGGACUGAGAUUGAUACUGAUCAGCAUCAGAGAUUCAAAGUCAACAUCGAGACUCUAAAGGGACGCUUCAACCAGACCGGGGGUCUUCACUCGCUCCAGGUGAUGGUCGGCUGUGAGCUGGAUGAAGACGGCACUAAACGAGGAUACAGGCAGUUUGGUUAUGAUGGAGAAGACUUCAUCAGCUUUGAUAAGAACACACUCAGCUGGACUGCUGCUAAUCCUCAGGCUGGGAUCUCCAAGAACAAAUGGGAUGCUAAAAGAGCUUAUGGAGAACAAGAGAAAUCAUAUCUGGAGAACGAGUGCUUCGAGUGGCUGAAGAAGUAUGUUGAUUAUGGCAGAGACUCUCUGGAGAGAAAAGUCUCUCCUCAGGUGUCUCUUCUGCAGAAGUCUCCUUCGUCUCCGGUCUCGUGUCACGCUACAGGUUUUUAUCCCAAAGAGGUUUCUAUCUCCUGGCAGAAGAACAAACAAGAUGUUGAUGAAGAUGUGGAUCUGGGAGAACUUCUUCUCAAUGAAGACGGCUCUUUCCAGAAGACCAGCACCCUCAACGUUAAACCUGAGGAGUGGCAGAAGAACGAGUAUGAAUGUGGUGAGCACAAGAGCAGAACCAUCAGAAGCGCCCUGAAAGAAGACAAGAUCAGAACUAACUCCGGUUCUGUUCCCAUCGGGUUGAUUGUUGGUGUCGUCGCUGCUCUUCUUCUUCUGGUGAUUCUUGGUGUCGCUGGGUUCAUGGUUUAUCAGAAAAAGAAAGGCUUCAAACCUGUUGCGUCUGAUGACGGAUCUAACAGCUCCACUCGUUCAGAUCAAAAAGCUUGAAGAUG